Colletotrichum higginsianum IMI 349063 is the source of this 846-nucleotide messenger RNA. Its product is annotated as Duf1275 domain protein. The transcript has 2 exons. NCBI's taxonomy places the organism in Eukaryota, Fungi, Ascomycota, Sordariomycetes, Glomerellales, Glomerellaceae. The record is from RefSeq and is a predicted model, not a curated record. Bases 1 to 846 code for a protein of 281 amino acids.
AUGAGCGCAACCGAAGCCAACUACGGCGCCGUCACCACAUCGGCGCCCGUGGUCAACGGCGAUUCUCGCGCAUCCGCCGAUGAAGAGCAGCCCCUCCUCGGCGCCGCCGGGGGCAAGCCGGCGUCCAAGUCUCUCCGCAAGAAGCUGACCACGGACGUCACCCGCGACUGGGCCGACCUGGUCCUCCUCACGUGCUACAUCAUCACUGGCCUCCUCGACAGCUCCUCCAUCUCCAUCUGGGGCUCUUUCGUGUCCAUGCAAACAGGCAACACCGUCUAUAUCGGCCUCGGCCUCGCCGCGCCCACCGAGUCAACCCGCUGGAUCAAGUCCGCCACCUCCCUCGGAUCCUUCUGCCUCGGCUCCUUCUUCUUCAGCCGCUUCCACCGCCUCUUCUCCCCGAAGCGCCGCUGGGUCCUCUGCGCCUCCUUCAUCGCCCAGACGCUCCUCUGCGUCGCCGCCGCCCUCAUCCUCACCCUCGGCCCCGCCGCCGGCAAGGACGAGGUCUCGUGGAACGUCCUCGUGCCCAUCGCCCUCAUCGCCUUCCAGAGCUGCGGCCAGGCCGUCACGAGCCGCGCCCUGCGCUACAACGCCCUCACGAGCGUCGUGCUGACGAGCAUCUACUGCGACCUCUUCUCCGACGCCGAGCUCUUCGUCGUCCGCAACGCCGAGCGGAACCGCCGCGUCGGCGCCCCGUUGCUGCUCCUCGCCGGCGCCGUCUUGGGCGGCCUGUUCGCCCACUCGUCGCUGGGCAUCGCCGGCGCGCUGUGGACGGCGUCCUUCUUCAAGUUCCUGGUUGUCCUGGCCUGGUUUUUCUGGCCGGGUGAGUCGACAUCAGAUGAGGAGUAG